UGUCCCACGAAAGAAGGCACAGGGAGAGGAGAAGGCAAAAGGGGGGAGGAGCGGGGCUUGGCGACGGAGAGAGACACGAUGGCGAGCGGCGGCGGCGUGACAAAGAAGGAGAUCGGCGGGAACCACGACGUGCUCCGCUUCGGCGUCAACGACAGCGUCAAGGGCGACCUCGCGCCGCUGCACCCCGUCCAGGCCAGCGUCCACAAGGAGGCCAAGUUCUGGGCGGACAAGAAGAGGUUCGGGGCGGAUGCCAUCUACGGAUCCGCCUUCAACAUCCGCAAGGAUCUCGAUGCCCAGAUCCUCUCCAAGUUCCAAAGGCCCCCUGGUGCAUUGCCAUCAUCUAUGCUAGGAUACGAGGCGCUGACUGGUUCCUUGGAUGAUUUCGGGUUUGAAGAUUAUCUUAACUUGCCCCAAGAUUCUGACAGCUUCCGUGCCCCGGACAUGCACCACGGAAUGGAGGUUCGGCUUGGUUUGUCAAAGGGACCAAUUUGCCCUAGUUUCAAUUGAUUCAUCAAAAUGUAUUUCUCAUGUUACACUACUCAUCGUUCAAUAUCUAUAUUGCUGUGACAUCUAAGAACUACAGUUAUUGCAUAUGUUUGAAUCGUUGUAAAACUCGAAUUUAAUGUUGUAGUAUUUGAACUUAUGUCUGGUUUGCCAAA
Messenger RNA from Oryza brachyantha (malo sina), 659 nucleotides. RefSeq names its product cyclin-B1-2. Gene Ontology annotation, cellular component: cytoplasm; nucleus. The record is from RefSeq and is a predicted model, not a curated record. Bases 79 to 507 code for a protein of 142 amino acids. The transcript has 4 exons. Gene Ontology annotation, biological process: proteasome assembly. Lineage: Eukaryota; Viridiplantae; Streptophyta; Magnoliopsida; Poales; Poaceae.